UGUUCAUUCCGCGUUGAUUUAAAUAAAAAAAAUUUAAUCCUCAAAAUGUCAACAUCAGAAAAUUUUAACGAUGAUGAACUAGUUGCGCCGGAAUGGUUGAACAACGAUUUUCUCCAAAAAGUAAUAGAGAAUUAUGAAAAAACUAAGGACGUGGAAGUAAGCAAUUUUAAACUCACUCCAGGCACUGUAAAGGGCGAUCACUACGCCAGUGUUAUGUUUAGAGCAAAUGUGGAUUACAACCUGAAAGGUUCACAGAAAACAAAAUCAGUAAUUAUUAAAACAAUGCCUGAGGUUGAGGGACAAAAGAAGGAGCUUUUAAAAGAAACACAUGUCUUUGAAACUGAAAUAAAAAUUUAUACAGAAAUCUUACCGAAAUUCGAGACAGUUUUGCGUUCUAUUGGUGAUGAUACAAAAAUUGGUCCUAACUGUUUGCAUUACAGUCUACAUCCUAAAAAGUGUAUUGUUUUUGAAGACCUCGUACCACUUGGAUAUGCCGUACAACGUGAUCGGGACCUCGAAAUGGACGAAAUAAAAGAAGUUAUGCGAAAAUUGGCAGUUUUUCAUGCGAUAAGUUACUACUUAAAUAAAAAGGAACCAAAAUUAUUUGACAAUAUUCAACAUGGCGUCAUGAAUGAACCAUCAAUACGAGAUAAUAGCUUCGUGACAGACGGUAUAGAAAUAUUCAUAGAAAUUCUAAAUGAAGUACCAACUCUGCGUAUAUAUAAAAAAUAUUUUGAAGUACUUCAAAAAGACAUUUUUGAAAAAUGUCGGCAAACAUUUGAUGAGUUUCGUGAAAACCCACAGAGUGAUGGAAUAUAUGUACUUUGUCAUGGUGACUUUCAUUUUAAAAAUCUAAUGCUUAAGAACAACCCCAUAAACGAACAAGUUGAAGACAUUCUCUUACUCGACUUUCAGUUUUGUUAUAUUGGGCCAAUUGUAAAUGAUUUAUAUAAUGCGUUCUUUAUGAUGAUCUCCAGAGAGCAACGUUUGCACCAUUUCGAUGAAUUACUCUAUCUGUACUACAGUCAUUUUAAGUCAACACUAAAUAAAACAGAUUUUGAUGGUGUUGUGCCUAAAUUAAGCGAAAUCAGAGCAAUGUUUUUGAAACACAAACAUUUUGAAUUGUUUAUGCUCUCCAGCCUUUUAGCGAUGCGUUACGAAUUCCUUAAAAAAGAUAUCGACUUAGAAAAAAUGAUCAUGUCAAAGGAGCACCGCAAGACCCAGUUUAUGAAUAAAGAAUUUUUGGAUGAACUUCAUCAAUUAUUACCAAAAUAUUUACAUAGUGGAUAUUUUGAGGAUUUGUUAUAAAUUUAAU
Teleopsis dalmanni is the source of this 1315-nucleotide messenger RNA. RefSeq lists its product as uncharacterized. The transcript is spliced from 4 exons. The coding region runs from base 46 to 1308 and encodes 420 amino acids. NCBI's taxonomy places the organism in Eukaryota, Metazoa, Arthropoda, Insecta, Diptera, Diopsidae. The record is from RefSeq and is a predicted model, not a curated record.